Messenger RNA from Sorghum bicolor (sorghum), 483 nucleotides. Its product is annotated as vicilin-like seed storage protein At2g18540. The record is from RefSeq and is a predicted model, not a curated record. The transcript has 4 exons. The coding region runs from base 1 to 483 and encodes 160 amino acids. NCBI's taxonomy places the organism in Eukaryota, Viridiplantae, Streptophyta, Magnoliopsida, Poales, Poaceae.
AUGGGCCCUAGUGUCUCGUCUCACGCUCUCAAGGCUUGCCGGAUGUCUAAUGAAGCGCCUGCGGACGAUGAGGUCGCCGCCAGGGUCAGGGCGGCCGUUGCAGGGAUCGAUCGAUGCUCGUGCAAGGAGGACAACGUGGAUCGCGACAAGAGGCGCGAGUCCGCAGAGAAGCUGAAGUCCGAAAAGGACUUGGAAAAGAAGAAGGAAAAGAAGAAAAAUCUCGCGCGACAAGCGUUGGAGACUCGUCGAGCGAAGUCCAGGUUGAAGCGGCCGCUCGAACAGGCCCAGCCCUCGAUGGCCAAGAUGCUUAAGCCCAUUGGGCUCAACUCCGUCGAGGAGAAGAAGAAGAAGGAAGAGGAAGAGUGCGAGCGGGAGACACAGCAACAGCUGCCGGAGGGGCAGCAGCAGCCACUGCAGGAAGGAGAAGAAGGAGAGGAGGGGCGGCGGCGACAAGGGGAUCAGCUCGAGGAGCUACUGGAGUAG